Dermatophagoides pteronyssinus (European house dust mite) is the source of this 2249-nucleotide messenger RNA. RefSeq names its product ABC transporter G family member 23-like. The record is from RefSeq and is a predicted model, not a curated record. Gene Ontology annotation, molecular function: ABC-type transporter activity; ATP hydrolysis activity; ATP binding. NCBI's taxonomy places the organism in Eukaryota, Metazoa, Arthropoda, Arachnida, Sarcoptiformes, Pyroglyphidae. Gene Ontology annotation, cellular component: membrane.
UAUCGAUUAUCAAAUUUAAAUAAAACAAAUAAUCAAAUGGAUGAUAAUAAUAAUAAUUUCUUAAUUGAAUUAAUUGAAGUUAGUAUUACAACUAAUAAACAACAAUCAUCGGAUAAUAUUCUGUUUGAAUCAUUAAAUUUUCGUAUCGAUAAUGGACAAAUAUUUGCUAUUAUUGGUUCGAAACAAACGGGUAAAACAUCUCUAUUGGAAACAAUUGCAACCAUUCGGUUACCAACAUCAGGUAAUGUUACCUAUUAUGGACAACAUUAUGAUCAACCAAUACGAAUUGGUUUUAUGCCACAAACCGAUGGAUUUUUUUCGCAAUUAACAAUUAUUGAAAAUCUUUUGCUAAUGACUCGGUUACAUGGUUUACCUAUAGAAGAAGUAAAUAUCCGAUAUGAUCGUUUAAUCAAUUUGAUUGGUAUCAGUGAAGCUAAACAACCAAUCAAACAAUUAGAUCAAUCGAAACAAUCAUUAAUAUCAUUAUCAUUGGCAUCGAUUCAUUCACCAAGUGUAUUGAUAUUAGAUGAACCAGAUUUUGGUUCUGAUCUUAUAUUAAAAGAACAGAUUUGGCGUCAAUUAAAAUUAUCCAGUAAACAAGAACGUAUUACAGUUAUAUUUUCAACAAAAAACGUUGAAGAUUGUCGCUUUGCUGAUCAAGCUGCUAUUAUUGAUCAUCGGCAAUUAUAUCCAUGUCAUUUAUAUCAGAUUAAUAUAAGCGAUCCUAUUGCUUGUUCAAGCAAUGAUGAUGAUCAAGAAAACGAUACGAAAACAACGAUCAAAGAAAAAUUUUCCACAAUUUCAUUGGAUGCAAAUGAAAAAAUCAAUGAAUUUACACGUCAUUGUUUAUCAGCAAGAAUUAAUAGUGAAAUUAUUAUUGCUGAAACAUUGAAUGAAUUGAAAAAAACAAACGAUUUAGAACCAUGUGAACCAAAUCGUUAUCGACAAGUAUCAGCAAGCACAAAAUUUAUAAUGAUAUUUCAAUUAUUAAUAAAAUUAUUCAUAUUGAAAAAAUUGCCAUUAACAUUGUUACAAUUAAUAUUACCAACAUUCUCGGUUAUAUUUUGUUUAAAAUUAUUGGGACAAAAUCCACAUGAAUUAAUGGUUGCUGUUUAUAAUCCAGAUUCACCACCAAUUGUUAGUAAACAUGUAUUGAAUGUAUUGGAUAGUCAAACAAUUGAUCUAAUUCAUUAUGAUAAUUUGGAUGAUGCUAUUCAAAUGGUACGUAAUGGACAAGCAUGGGCUGCAUUAGAAUUUCCAGCCAAUUAUACUAAUUCGAUAUUUAAUCAGGCAUUAGAGCAUUGUGAUGAUGUCUCCGGUGAUGAUGAUGAAAUUAAUCUGAUAAUUAAUCCAAUAAAUGCAUCAACAACAACAACAAUAUUACCGGAACAAGAAUUCGAAACCAAAAUCAAUAUGGUUACCAUAUUGAUGUAUGUUGAUAAUACUAAUAUAUUGAUUGCUGGUUUUGUUAAGGCAAGAGUUUUACAAGCAUUAGAACGUGCCCAUCAUGAUGCUAAAGAAAAUCAAGUUGAAACAAGAAUGACACAACCAUUAUCGGUAGUUGUACCGAAUGUAUAUGGUGAUGAAAAUACACCAAUGACUGAUUUUCUUCUGCCAGGCGUAAUCAUGCUGGCCAUGCAAUUUUCCAUAUCAAUAUUAUCGAUCUGGGAAUUGAAUGAAUUAAUUCAUUCAAAAAUGUUUCAUUCAUCAUUAGCAAUGGCAAGAAUAUCCAGAUGUUCAUUAUUGAUGAUAUGGUUUUGUAUAAAAUUUUUGCAAAUAAUUAUACAAACAAUAUUAUUCAUAAUAAUAUUACUGUCCAUUAUGGAAUUACGUUUUCAAAUAUCGGGUUUAACAUUAUUUAUAACAUUAUCGAUCAUACAAUCGAUUAUAAUUUUAAUGGCAACAAUUAUAUUAAUGUUAUCCACAUCAUUACAAACAACGAUUAUAAUACAUUGGAUUAAUUUUAUCAUACAGAUUACAUUGGCUGGUCUUAUAUUUCCAUUACAAUGUUUACCACCAAUCAUUCAUACAAUAAUGUUAUAUUUAUAUCCAUCCACAUCGAUUGCUGAAUCAAUGCGUUCAGCAAUGUCAAGAGGAUGGUCAUUUGAUCAUUACUUUGAACAUACACUGGUUGCUGAAUUUGUUUGGCUUUCAAUAAACAUAUCAUCGAUUUGGAUAUUGUUAUUAUUACUGUUAUUUAUAAUUAUUUUAAACAAAAGUCGACAUUAUUGAAUAACCAUCCACUAGAU